AUGGCCUCGCCUGCGCCGCCGCCCGUCAAGUUGCCGGGAAGCACAUUCCCACAAAAGAUAUGGCAGACGUGGAAAAUCGACCCCUUGCUGUUUGGCAUCACGGAAACCGCGAGGGCAAUGACGUGGAUAAAACAGAACCCCCAUAUGCGCUACGAGGUCAUUACCGACGCCAGCGACCUGACCUAUGUUGAAGAGCAUUUUGGACCCGACGGCUUCAACAGGCCGGACAUUGUCGAGUUCUAUCGACAAGUCAACCUCCGCAUCAUCAAGGCCGACUUGUUACGGUACAUGAUUCUGUAUGCCGAAGGGGGCAUCUACGCCGACAUUGAUGUCGAGGCCCUCAAGCCAUUCCAUCGGUUCAUUCCUGAGCGCCACAACGAGCAAGACUACGACCUGAUUGUCGGCAUCGAGGUGGACAUGCCGCAGUUUCGCAACCACCGCAUCUUGGGACAAAAGUCGCAAUCCUUCUGUCAGUGGACCAUUGUUGCGCGACCUCGCCAUCCAGUCAUGCUGCAUCUCAUCGAGAAGAUUAUGAAGUGGUUCAAGGGCGUGGCAAGGAAGCAACGCGUGUCCAUUGACAAGGUCGAGCUGGACUUUGACCAGGUCAUCACCGGCACAGGCCCCUCUGCAUUCACCGCGGCGGUGCUCGAGGAGAUGAACAAGGCGACCAAGGGCCCCAAGGUCACAUGGGACGACUUCCACGACAUGGACGAGUCCAAGGUCGUAGGCCGGGUCCUGGUCUUGACGGUCGAGGCCUUUUGCGCCGGACAAGGCCACUCCGACUCGGGAAACCACGGGUCUCGCGGGGCGCUGGUGAAGCAUCAUUAUCACGCAUCCAACUGGCCGAGCAAGCAUCGACGGUACAGACAUCCCGCCUACGGACAAGUGGAAGAGUGCAACUGGGACGCCGAGUGCGUGGAGCAGUGGGACAAGGAUGUGGCUGCGUUUGACAAGUUGUCAGAGGCGGACAAGAAGAAGAUUAUCGUGGAGCGGCUCAAAUUGCUGCAAGAACAACAGCAGCCACAGAUACAAGCAGUGGGUAAAGAGUCAUGA
Molecule: messenger RNA, 1053 nt
Organism: Metarhizium acridum CQMa 102
Lineage: Eukaryota; Fungi; Ascomycota; Sordariomycetes; Hypocreales; Clavicipitaceae
Biological process (GO): protein N-linked glycosylation
Cellular component (GO): mannan polymerase complex
Molecular function (GO): alpha-1,6-mannosyltransferase activity
Source: RefSeq, a predicted model, not a curated record